Molecule: messenger RNA, 2655 nt
Organism: Anguilla anguilla (European eel)
Lineage: Eukaryota; Metazoa; Chordata; Actinopteri; Anguilliformes; Anguillidae
Product: cyclin-dependent kinase-like 1
Exons: 10
Coding region: 663-1712 (349 amino acids)
Biological process (GO): protein phosphorylation
Cellular component (GO): nucleus
Molecular function (GO): ATP binding; cyclin-dependent protein serine/threonine kinase activity
Source: RefSeq, a predicted model, not a curated record
UGUAUCUGCCCACCGUGCUUACGCGGCGAGGGGAGUGAAACUGCACCGCGCUUGCUUACUUGAGAGGGAACAAUACAACUCCAAGUUUUUCCAAAAGUUAAUAAAACUGCAAUGAACAACAGAUCCACUGCUCUUCUUUAGACUGGCGGUGACAUUAGUGGCAUGGAUAUACACUUAAUAAAACAUUAUUCACGUGAAUACGGUUUGAUGCAGAGCGAGAAUGACAGGGACCGGUAACCAAGGAACUGGAGUCAGGUACAGUACGCAACAAGACGACGGCACCACUUCAGCAACAAAGGAACUACAAGGCAAAACGAGAAACAGGGCUAAUAUCACAGGACUCGAAGUGAAAUGUCAUGUAUUGUAAAACGAAAUAAAGUCGAAUGGAAACAAAAUCAGCAGAGGGAACCGUAAACAUUAUGUUCGGGAGAAUGGAGAUACUCACUUGCGCAGAGAGACACGCACAGAAACCUCUUGCACUUGCAUAUGGAUAUAUAAUUACGACAAAACAGUGAGACGGUCAACUUCAACGGAUCUAAGGUCACGUCGAAUCGCACAUUUUGUUAACUGUGGGUGACAGAAACAGGCGAGGCCCUGUUGGCGUGGUAUUUGGGGACGCUAUUUCGGCUGUUCGCCGUUGGUCUGAAGUUCGCUCACUCCCGAUGGAGAAAUACGAAAAACUCUCGAAGAUCGGAGAGGGCUCCUACGGCGUGGUCUUCAAAUGCCGCCACAGGGAGACCGGGCAGAUUGUCGCCAUAAAGAAAUUUGUGGAGUCCGAGGACGAUCCGGUCAUUAAGAAGAUAGCGAUGAGAGAAAUCCGCAUGCUGAAGCAGCUGAAACACGUCAACUUGGUCAACCUGCUGGAGGUGUUCCGGAGGAAGAGGCGGCUGCACCUGGUCUUUGAGUUCUGCGAGCAGACCGUCCUGAACGAGCUGGACCGGCACCCGCGAGGGGUUCCAGAGGCUCUGCUGAAGAGCAUAGUGUGGCAGACCCUGCAGGCCGUCAACUUCUGCCACAUGCACAGCUGCAUCCACCGGGACGUGAAGCCGGAGAACAUCCUGCUGACCAAGAGCGGCAUAAUCAAGCUGUGUGACUUCGGCUUCGCCCGCAUCCUCACGGGCCCGGGGGAUGACUACACGGACUACGUGGCGACGCGGUGGUACCGGGCCCCGGAGCUGCUGGUGGGGGACACGCAGUACGGGCCCCCGGUGGACGUGUGGGCCCUGGGCUGCGUCUUCGCCGAGCUGCUGCACGGGAACGCCCUCUGGCCCGGCCGGUCCGACGUGGACCAGCUGUACCUCAUACGCAGGACGCUAGGGGACCUGAUCCCUCGUCAUCAGCAGGUGUUUCGCUCCAAUGUUUUCUUCAACGGAGUCAGCAUCCCAGAUCCAGAGACCAGGGAGCCGUUGGAGAAGAGAUUCCACAGUGCCUCUCCCCAAGCCCUAACCUUUCUGAAGUCCUGCUUGGUGAUGGACCCCUCCCUGAGGCUGUCCUGUGAGGAGCUUCUGGCGUUGCCGUACUUCCAGGAGGAGGGGGGAGGCCCCUGGGGGCGGGACGGGGAGCGACCGGGGAGGCGCCACGACAAGUGUCCCAGACGGAGGCAGGCCGGGCCACAGUACCUGCCCCAGUUGCCAGGCAACAACGUCUCCCCUGCACCUGAGGUCAAGAAGCAGGUCAAGCACAAAUAUGACCAUCAUCUGCCGAACAUCUAAACAAAGAGAGAUAUAAAUGUGCAUAUAAAUGCCAGUGAUUCAUCAGUCGUGACAAAGUACAGAUACGCUUUAGAUGCGCUAUGAUAGAGAGUAAUGAGUGGUAGAUGUAAAGUGGUGGUAGCAUGACGCAGUGUAAUAUUACCAACUGCUUCAUUAUAUUAACAGAUCAAAUGAGAUGAUGGUUAUUUAUUUAUUAAAAUAGAAAAAUUACAUUAGAAUAAUUAUUUUUACAGGAGAAUAUCCUCUAGCCCUCUUUUUGGUACGGAUGUUCGCUGCCAGGUUACAAAUCCCAAACUUGUCCAAUUUCAUUUUGGACUAUUAACAUAUUCCUGAUUCAGAAAAACAGUUUAGCUUUUUUCUUUCUGUGCAGGACAUAUUUUUUGUGUUACUGUCGUCAUGUAAUCCAUGAAUGAUUACUGGAACACAGCUCACUGUACAUAGAUAUAUGGUUAGUAAGAACAACAGAAAUACAUUGCAAUAUAUUGAAAAAUAUACUGUAAUAUAAUGAAUAAUACAUUCAGAUAUACUGAGGCACUCCAAAUAUUUUCCAAUUAAGGCAGAAUAUUGCCAUUUUGCUGAUAAUGAUGAUUACAUCAAGACAUAUCCCAGUAAAACCACAGCAGCUGGUGCAGUUUUAGUAAAAUGUGAUAUAACACAGUGUGUUUCACAAAAUUGCAAUAUGUUGUACCUUUCCAGGAACAGUUUCUUGUUUCACAAUUGCAUCAGAACUAGUUUGUACCACUUGAAUGUGUCGAUAGACACUGAAUAUAUUACUGUAUCAGGACAGCUUUCCAUUUUCACAAAAAUAAAGACAAAUCAAGAAUGACAAUAUUUUGAUCCCCGUACAUUAAACUAUAGUUCUGUUCUGCAAGGGAAAUUAUGAUGAAGUGCUUGUUUUACCAAUGUACUAUACAUGUGGGGACUAAUAAAUGAGAUUAAUUUG